UGGGUACUUAAAAGCAUUUAGCUUGUGAUGGUUGCACUAAAAAUAGCUUUUCAGCAGAGUUUGCAGUUGGGUCUAAUUUCGGGGUUUAGCUGAGUUGGCCAUAAAGAUCUUUCUUUGCUGCUGUCGCAAGGCUUAUAUGAGGGUGAAUUUUGCUGAUUCUAUCUUGGACGCUGGUUUUAUAUUAAGGUUUACUUUAUUCAUGGAUAAAAGAGACUGAUGCCAUGGCUGAAUAUUCAGAGGCAAAACAUGGUGGAAACAAGAGUGGCAAGAAAGAAGGAGUUUCUGGAAGCUCUUUUUUUACAUGGUUCAUGGUAAUUGCUCUUCUUGGAGUGUGGACAUCAGUUGCAGUAGUAUGGUUUGAACUUGUUGAUUACGAGGAAGUACUAGGAAAACUUGGGAUCUAUGAUGCUGAUGGUGAUGGUGAUUUUGAUAUGGAAGAUGCCAAGGUUUUGCUAGGACUUAAGGAAAGAUCUGUCCCAGAACAGUCAACGCUAAGAAGUGCUGAAGAGGUGAUCCAAUCUGCAGAAAAGCCACAUGUGAAAACAGAACAUAUACAUGUUAAAACAGAACCAGAAGAUGAAAUUGAGACCUUACUACAUGAAGUUCUUGACUCACAACUCGAAAAAGGUGAAAUAGAUGAAGACCAUGAAGAAACAGAUUUUCAGGAAGAGGAAGAAAAAGAAGACAAUAAUGAAGCAUCUGAAGAACCCACAACAAAGCAGAGUUAUGAUGAAGAAAUAGAAGAUAAAAUGCCUGAAAUACCAGAAAGAUCAAGCUCUAUCCAAGAAGAACCUGCAAGUCCCUACCAGCCCGGAGAUCAUGAAGUAGAUGAUGCUGACACUGAUGUUUCAAACAAAGAUUCUCAUGUGGAAGAAGGCACAUAUGAGCCAGAAAUCCCAGAAUCUUUUCCAGAAGAUACAGAACAGCAUGACUAUGUAGAUGAAUUUGAGAGUGAAGACUUCACUGAAACUCAGGAUACAGAAUCAAUUGAUCACAUUGAACAAAGACCUGAAAGUAAUGCAGAUGGUCCAGAUUCUGUUACUGAACCUAUUAAAUCAGUACAUGAGAAGAAACAUACAGAGGAUCAUGUGGCUGCUCAACCACAUGAGACAGAAGUUCCUGUUCAAGCAGAAGAUUAUUCAGAGGAUGAUGUAACUGGACAUGGUGAAAAAGAACCUCUCCAAAAAGAAAAAGUAAAGAAGAAGAAACCAAAAUUGCUCAAUAAAUUUGAUAAAAACAUUAAAGUUGAACUUGAUGCUGCAGAAAAACUGCGCAAAAAGGGAAAAGCAGAAGAAGCUUUAAAGGCAUUUGAAACUUUGGUAAGCAAGUAUCCCCAGAGUCCACGAGCAAGAUAUGGAAAAGCCCAGAGCGAGGAUGACUUGGCUGAGAAAAUGAGAAGCAAUGAAAUAUUACAGCGAUCUAUCAAUACCUAUGGUGAAGUGGCUAGUCUGCCAAAUGUCCCUGAUGAUCUAGUAAAGUUGACACUGAAACGGCGGGCAGACAGGCAGCAAUUUCUUGGUCGCAUGAGAGGUUCAGUAGUUACGCUACAGAAACUGGUUGAUCUGUUUCCUAAUGAUACUUCAUUCAAGAACAACCUUGGAGUGGGUUAUCUUUUGAUAGGAGACAACAGCAAUGCCAAGAAGGUUUAUGAGGAGGUUCUGAGCCUGGCUCCCAAUGAUGGCUUUGCAAAAGUGCAUUAUGGAUUCAUUCUGAAGGCAGAGAACAAGAUUGAAGAAAGCAUUCCCUAUUUGAAAGAAGGUCUGGAAUCAGGAGAUCCUGGCACUGAUGAUGGCCGCUUUUACUUUCAUUUGGGUGAUGCCAUGCAGCGAGUUGGAAACCAGGAGGCGUACAAGUGGUAUGAACGUGGGCACCAACGGGGUCACUUUGCAUCUAUCUGGCAGCGUUCUCUGUACAAUGUCAAGGGCUUAAAAGCUCAGCCAUGGUGGACAGCAAAGGAAACGGGUUACACAGAACUGAUCAAGACCUUAGAAAAAAACUGGAAGGUGAUCCGGGAUGAAGGACUUGCUGUAAUGGAUAGAAGCAAAGGCCUCUUUCUUCCAGAAGAUGAGAAUUUGCGGGAGAAGGGUGACUGGAGCCAGUUCACUUUGUGGCAGCAAGGAAGAAAAAAUGAGAAUGCCUGCAACAGUGUUCCAAAAACAUGUGCCUUAUUAGAACGUUUCUCAGAAACCACUGGAUGCCGAAGAGGGCAGAUCAAGUAUUCUGUCAUGCACCCAGGGACUCACGUCUGGCCUCACACAGGGCCCACUAACUGUAGACUGAGGAUGCAUUUAGGCUUGGUCAUUCCUAAAGAAGGCUGCAGAAUUCGAUGUGCACAAGAAACCAGGUUCUGGGAAGAAGGGAAGAUUCUCAUUUUUGAUGAUUCUUUUGAACAUGAAGUGUGGCAGGAUGCUGAUGCUUAUCGGCUGAUAUUCAUUGUGGAUGUCUGGCAUCCAGAGUUAACAUCACAACAGCGACGCACCCUACCAGCUAUUUAAGUGGGCUUGAAGAUUUUUCUCUUUGAGCUUCACACUUUGUGCUGGGAAAUACAACUUUUUGAAACAAAAACAAAAUGGAACCGUAUCAAGAAUGUGUAAGGACUUCAAAGCAUCCUCUUCUGUGUACUACACCACUACAGCACUGACUGAAUGCUUUGUAUUCAUGCUGCAAGUUGAGAUUCUAUGCUUUUAUCAGCCAAAGAACAUCCUGUGCUACAUUUUGAAAGAAAACGUGUGCCAGGCUCUUCUUUUAUGUUUUUUUUUUUUUUUGAACUCCUUGAUGUAAAAUCCACCCAGCUACAAAAGCUUGAAUGUAAUCAUAAUGAAUGCAGGCUUCCAGACACUAUUACUGUGCAAUUUCCAAUCAUUAUGAGGAAGGAUGCGCAGAAGCAGUAUUUAGUGGAUUGUGUCCUCAAGCAGUGCAUCCACCUCUCCCCUGAUAAGAGCACGCAUAAGCUCUUGUAGAAGAAGGAUCUGAAAAUUUACCAUGUUAUCUUUUAUAAUUCUACUUCAAUUUCGUCCAGUGGAUUUAUAGGGUGAGCUGCAGAUAAUGUGAGCAGAUGGUUUUGUAUCUUACUUUUGAUAGAUAACGGUAUUUUUCUAUCAGAUACAGUAUGUAUGGAUACUUUUUUUGCUCUCUUUGAACCACUUUCCUUUUGUAAUUUUCUUUAGUUCCCUUUGUAAAAAGACACAUUAAUUUAGCAACAGUGAAGCCUUAUACAAGCACUGUCUAUUUUUCCUUCCACAUCAAAAGAUGAAUAAACAUCUCCUUUGUCCAGUUUUAGUUAAGAGCAUGUUUUACCCAACUUUGAUAUUUGUGCUUAUUUCUAACUUUUUCCAAGAUAAAAAUGUCUUUUAAGCCUAACUGAAGUACAUGGAGGCUUUCAGCUGCAAUUUUGCACCAACUUUUUAAUGCAGUUAAAAAAAAACACCUUCAUAGCAUAAAGCCUGAUUAGGAAAGAGUUGAUAUCUAGAGCUAUUUUAUAACAUUUAUAUUCUUCAAUCUUACAUGAAAAUAGGACAGAGAAAAGAACUUUAUAAGUACAGUUCUGUGGUGUUAUGCCAUUUAUGUAAAGUGAUAUCCACAUGGAUGUCCCAUUAAUGAACGAUAAUGAACUUUUUUAAUGAUGCGUUUUCAUUCAACCUGUCAGUGCCAAGCACUGAGCCAGUUUUCUCUUUUCGGCUAUUGGAUCCACUAUAUAAUUUUUACAUUCCUCUUUGAUUUAGUAAAAUAGAUCUAGGAUCCAAUAAACAAGACUGGCAUUCAAGCAGCUUUGCUUAGAUGUUUCAAAUUAUGUUGACCAAGACUAGUUAUAAGCAAUUAAUUGCUCAUUGCCAAAAGCUAUAGGUGUGAUUUUAUGCACAGAGAUGUGCCAAAUACACAUUGGAUUUUGUGGACCUAUAUUUGGAAUGCUGUGCUGAGACACUGUUAGGGCAAUUAAAUUAAAACAGUGUACCCCUGGAAAUAAUAUUUGGUCAUAAUUUCUGCAAAAUAUAGUAAGUAUUUCAUAAAGAUUGAAUAAUCUCUUAAUCCACCUUGAUUGUUGUCUGUUAUUUGCUAUGGCAGGAGUUGUCAAACUGAGGGUUGGAAGCAUCUUAGGGGUAUCAGUGUUAAAAUAACAUAUAUUGUCUGAGGCUUGGUACUCAAGCUCAAACUUUUGAAUACUAAAAAAUGCAUAAAUCAAUUAUCCAGGUGCCUCUUUUUCUUAUAACAGGCACAAGGUCUGUGUAAACUGCCUACAAUACUUCUUUUUUAAAAUCAGUUAUGCUAUAGAAUGUUAUUUUGUUUGACUUCUCUCAGAAAUAUUCUUCUCUGCCAGACAAAUAGUAUGCCUAUUGUAGUACAUAGCAGCCCAGCAGUAGUGUGUUCCUAUGGAAUCCCUGUAAAAGCGUGCAAGUUAGUGAAUUUCAGUACUUGUUUUUUCAUUAUUUUAAAUGUCUAGUCUUUCACAAUGGAUUUUUGGGGAAGGGGAUGUAGAAAGCAAAAAGCUAAUUAUACCCAGUCUACUGAUUAAAGUUUGCAGCACCCUUUCUGUAUGAAUCAGUUGCUGCUAUGAAAAACAAAUAUGGAUCAAAAAUAAAUGAUAGACAAAAAGAAAAGAAAAGAAAGCAGCUCUCAUGAAAAUGCAGCCCUGAUUUCGGGAAUUAUGCAAAAGCAAGCAAGUUCAUACUUCCUUCCCAUUAAAAAAGAUGGUUUUCCAUUUGUUUUUCUUUUAUUUCAAAUGAAACAUUUUUAUGUAAUCAAAUUGCAAGAUUCUAUCCUUGCUUUUUGAUAUAUAAUUUAUAAUUCCAUUACUACAAACAUAUAUUUAUUUCAUAGACAAGAAUAUCUGUAGCU
Python bivittatus (Burmese python) is the source of this 4833-nucleotide messenger RNA. The record is from RefSeq and is a predicted model, not a curated record. Lineage: Eukaryota; Metazoa; Chordata; Lepidosauria; Squamata; Pythonidae.